AUUUUGUCCCAGCACAAACUACUUGCUCACUUUACACUUCUUGGCUCAUAGGCUUGCAGGACGUGUCUGGCUUCAGCUUCAAGAAAUAUUAAGUGGAAAAAACUAUGGCUAGCAUAUUCUCACGUCUCCUGACUGGUCGGAGAACUGCUGUUCUCUUUGCAACAGUUAGCACUGGGGCCUUAACCACUGGAUAUUUAUUGAAACAGCAGAAUGUGAAUGCUGGAUCCUUUGACAGACUGAAAUUAUUUCCUCCAAGUGCAGACUAUCCUGAUCUUCGUAAACACAACAACUGCAUGGCUGAAUGCCUCACACCAGCAAUCUAUGCCAAACUGAGGGAUAAGAUGACUCCCAAUGGAUAUACUCUGGAUCAGUGCAUCCAAACUGGUGUUGACAAUCCUGGCCAUCCUUUCAUUAAAACUGUGGGCAUGGUCGCUGGAGAUGAAGAAUCUUAUGAGGUAUUUGCUGCAGUGUUUGACCCAGUUAUAAAAGUUAGACACAACGGCUAUGAUCCAAAAGUAAUGAAGCAUCACACUGACCUGGAUGCCUCCAAGAUCACCCAAGGUCAAUUUGAUGAUCGCUAUGUCCUAUCAUCUCGUGUACGCACUGGCCGCAGCAUUCGAGGGUUGAGUCUACCUCCUGCCUGCUCCAGGGCAGAGAGAAGAGAAGUAGAAAAUGUUGUAGUCACUGCUUUGGCUGGACUGAAAGGAGAUCUUGCUGGAAAAUAUUAUAGCCUGACAACUAUGUCUGACAAGGAGCAGCAGCAGCUUAUUGAUGACCAUUUCCUGUUUGAUAAGCCAGUGUCUCCUUUGCUAACAUGUGCUGGGAUGGCUCGUGAUUGGCCAGAUGCCAGAGGAAUCUGGCACAACAAUGACAAAACAUUUCUCAUCUGGAUUAAUGAAGAGGACCAUACAAGGGUGAUUUCCAUGGAAAAGGGAGGCAACAUGAAACGGGUCUUUGAAAGGUUUUGCCGUGGAUUACUAGAGGUUGAAAGGUUAAUUAAAGAACGAGGCUGGGAGUUUAUGUGGAAUGAACGGCUAGGAUACAUCUUGACCUGUCCUUCCAACCUGGGGACAGGAUUACGUGCAGGAGUUCACGUCAAACUUCCAAAACUCAGUAAGGACCCUAGAUUUGCAAAGAUCCUGGAAAAUUUGAGACUUCAGAAGCGUGGCACUGGUGGAGUAGACACAGCUGCAGUAGCAGAUAUAUAUGAUAUCUCCAACCUAGACCGCAUGGGCCGAUCAGAGGUGGAACUCGUUCAAUUAGUCAUUGAUGGAGUCAAUUAUAUGGUGGACUGUGAGAAGAAGUUGGAGAAAGGUCAAGACAUCAAAAUACCACCACCACUGUCCCAGUUUGGAAAGAAGUGAAGCUGCUUCCAGUGAUUAUUAACUGACCUAAAAUGUGUCUGUUUGACAGACUAUUAACUCUGUAUAUUCAGUUCCUUAAAACACACACACACACACAUUAAAAAAAUACCUGGUCAAACAGAAGAAUAUGAUCCUGGCAAUAUGUUCAAUAAAAUGCUACCUGGUGCCUUCA
This is a messenger RNA of Hemicordylus capensis (graceful crag lizard), 1536 nucleotides long. It is a transcript of the gene CKMT2, whose product is annotated as creatine kinase, mitochondrial 2. The transcript has 10 exons. Gene Ontology annotation, molecular function: creatine kinase activity. The record is from RefSeq and is a predicted model, not a curated record. The coding region runs from base 105 to 1364 and encodes 419 amino acids. Gene Ontology annotation, cellular component: mitochondrion. NCBI's taxonomy places the organism in Eukaryota, Metazoa, Chordata, Lepidosauria, Squamata, Cordylidae. Gene Ontology annotation, biological process: phosphocreatine biosynthetic process.